This is a messenger RNA of Prunus armeniaca (apricot), 1083 nucleotides long. The record is from the annotation of a GenBank genome assembly. Lineage: Eukaryota; Viridiplantae; Streptophyta; Magnoliopsida; Rosales; Rosaceae.
AUGGCAUCCAUGGCUUCUACUCUCACCUCCUCCUCCCUUACCACCAAGCUCCAGAAGCCCUCUCUCCUCGACUCCUCCUUCCAUGGCACUCCCGUCGUCCGCCUUCAGCCCGCCAAGGCCGCCACCAACUCCAACAACCAUGGCCUCUCUGUUUCCAUGUCCGCCAACGGCUCGACGCCGUCGUACGACCUCAGCGCCUUCAAGUUCGACCCCAUCAAGGAGUCCAUCGUCUCCAGGGAGAUGACCAGGCGCUACAUGACCGAUAUGAUCACCUACGCCGACACCGACGUCGUCGUCGUCGGCGCCGGAUCCGCCGGUCUCUCCUGCGCCUACGAGCUCAGCAAGAACCCCAACGUUCAGGUCGCCAUUAUCGAGCAGUCCGUCAGCCCCGGCGGUGGUGCGUGGCUCGGUGGCCAGCUCUUCUCCGCCAUGGUUGUGCGUAAACCAGCUCACCUUUUUCUAAAUGAGCUCGGCAUUGCCUACGAUGAGAAAGACCACUACGUUGUCAUCAAGCACGCCGCCCUAUUCACCUCCACUAUCAUGAGCAAGCUCCUUGCUCGGCCCAACGUGAAGCUCUUCAACGCUGUGGCUGCUGAGGACCUGAUCGUUAAAGGUGGAAGAGUUGGUGGUGUGGUCACCAACUGGGCAUUGGUCUCGAUGAAUCAUGACACACAGUCUUGCAUGGACCCUAAUGUCAUGGAGGCCAAGGUGGUUGUGAGCUCCUGCGGUCACGACGGGCCCAUGGGAGCCACUGGGGUCAAGAGGUUACGGAGCAUUGGGAUGAUCGAGAGCGUGCCCGGGAUGAAGGCCUUGGACAUGAACGCGGCUGAAGAUGCCAUCGUGGAGCUGACAAGGGAGAUUGUGCCUGGAAUGAUCGUUACAGGCAUGGAAGUUGCCGAGAUAGAUGGAUCUCCAAGAAUGGGACCUACGUUUGGAGCCAUGAUGAUAUCAGGGCAAAAGGCAGCCCACUUGGCAUUGAAGUCACUAGGGCUUCCCAACGCUUUGGAUGGAUCAUAUGUGGGAAGCAUUCAACCAGAGCUGAUCUUGGCUGCCGCGGAUUCUGCUGAGAUUGCGGAGGCUUAA